CUUGCUCAUGGGCGCCAGGCGACCACCUCACUUAGAGGGUGACCUCUUCAGCUCAAAGUCGUAGCGGCCACAUUGGCUCUCUCGCAGGCUUCCCAGGACGACAGCUGGGCAGGACGCAAGGCGGCGGCGGCCCCAGAUUCCCGUUCCCUCCAUGGAUCAAAUGGUGCUGCAGGGGGCCCGCGAGGCCUUCACGUCAGGCAACAGGGGUAAGAGCGACCCCGAUGCGUGCAGCGAGCACGGGGAGAAGCUCACGCUCUUCUGCUUGGAGGACCUGGAGCCCAUCUGCGGCGUGUGCGGGAAGGCCGCGGACCACCGAGGACACAGGCUCUAUCCCAUUGGUGAGGGGGCUCAUGACUGUAAGGAAGAGCUGAAGGGUGCCCUGCUGCCUUUGAAGGAGACGUUACAGCAGUACGAGCAGGCCAAAAUUGUGUGCGAGGACAUGAAGGAGCACAUCAAGAGUCAGGUUGAGCACACGGAAACGCAGAUCAAGACGGAAUUCGAGGCGCUGCAGCUCUUCCUGAGGGAGCAGGAGGCGGCCAGGCUGUCCUCCCUGAAGGCUGAGGAGGCUCACAAGAGCCUGAUGAUCCAGCAGAGGAUCGAGGAGCUGGACCAAGAGUUGGCCUCGCUCUCUAACGUGAUGCGCCUGGUGGAGCAGGAGAUGCAAACGCAAGAUAUCCCCUUCCUUAAGAAUUACAAGGACACGAUAAGGAGAACGUGGAUCAACUCCUUCGAGCCCGAAGGGAUGUCUGGUGCUCUGAUUGACGUGGCCAAGCAUAUUGGCACCCUUAAGUACCAAGUGUGGGAGAAGAUGAAGAAAAUAGUCAAAUAUAGUCCCGUCAUUGUGGAUCCCAACACGGCCGCCAACUGCUUCGUCAUGUCCGAGGACCUGACGGCGGUGCAGAACACCGCGGAGACCUUCAAGCUCCCCAACAACCCGGAGCGCUUCGACAUCAGCGCCGAGAUGCUCGGCGCCGAGGGCUACACGUCGGGCCGCCACAGCUGGAGCGUGGAGGUGAAGGACAACACUUACUGGGUGGUGGGCGUGGCCAGCGAGUCCAUCAACCGCAAGGGCAAGCACGUGCUGACGCCCGCCGAGGGCUUCUGGACCAUACGCUUCCGCAACGGCGAGCACAAGGCCUGCACGGCGCCGUGGGAGUCGCUCAACCUUAAGGCCAAGCCGGACGUGAUCAAGGUGCUGUUGGACAUGGACCGAGGCAAGGUGGCCUUUUACAGCCCGCCGGAAAGGGAGCCGCUCUACACCUUCACCGACAUCAUCACGCCCAAAGCCUUUCCUUACUUUUGCACGGCCUGCAAAGAACACCCGCUGACAAUCCUGCCCGCUAAAUUGACUCUUUCGACCGACUGAUUCCUCUUCAUGUAUGACCACCAACUCAGAGCUAGAAUAGCUCCCGAAUCAAACGAAGAAUCAAGUCUUUGUUCUUAAACAAGGGACAAAUUGUGGGAAUGCAGCGUCAG
Phycodurus eques (leafy seadragon) is the source of this 1476-nucleotide messenger RNA. It is a transcript of the gene trim35-13, whose product is annotated as tripartite motif containing 35-13. Bases 152 to 1366 code for a protein of 404 amino acids. The record is from RefSeq and is a predicted model, not a curated record. The transcript is spliced from 6 exons. Lineage: Eukaryota; Metazoa; Chordata; Actinopteri; Syngnathiformes; Syngnathidae. Gene Ontology annotation, molecular function: protein binding; zinc ion binding.